Messenger RNA from Hymenoscyphus albidus, 1341 nucleotides. The record is from the annotation of a GenBank genome assembly. NCBI's taxonomy places the organism in Eukaryota, Fungi, Ascomycota, Leotiomycetes, Helotiales, Helotiaceae.
CGCAACAACAACCUCAAGCACUUUACAAGCUCACCAAACUCACCACCCGCACAUCUUAUCCCUCCAUUCAGCCUCUCGCAAUACUCUACCUAACUGACUCCCCAAUAAAACUUCGUUCCGAGGCACUGCAAACAACAUGGGUCUCGAAGCAGUAAUGAUAGUGGUGGACAACAGCGAAAGCAGUCGAAACGGAGACUACACACCCACACGAUUCGAAGCCCAAUCCGAUGCCGUAUCCCUCAUCUUCUCCGCAAUCACACAAGGCAAUCCCGAAUCAUCGGUAGGGCUGAUGAGCAUGGGAGGCAAGGGUCCGGAGGUUCUCGUCACUUUGACAACAGACCAUGGAAAGAUAUUGGAGGGAUUACAUCGCACGAAGACGAAGAUUAGAGGGGAGACUCAUUUGGCUACGGGUAUUCAGAUCGCGGGUGUGAGUGACUUCUCUAUAUUGAGGUUGAGAAUGGUUGUGCCAGAGGUAUACUAAUUUAUUGCAGUUGGCACUCAAACAUCGACAAAACAAAGCACAGAAGCAGCGAAUCAUCGUCUUUACCUGCAGCGCUAUACCGGAGGACGAUAAAACUCUCAAGAACUUGGCCAAGAAAAUGAAGAAGAUUGGAGUGAACAUCGACUUUGUGGCAUUUGGAGAGUUGGACGACGGCACAACCAAGAAAUUAACUCUUUUCCACGAGACUGUCAAGAGUAGUGAGGGAUCACAUCUGGCUAUUAUCCCACCCGGGCCUGGACUUUUGAGCGAUCAACUGGUAACAAGCCCGAUACUGAAUGGUGAUGGAUCUGCAGCACCAGGUGGAAUGGGAGGUGCCGCUGAAGGCGGUGACUCUGGCGCUUUUGAGUUUGGCAUCGAUCCAAGUGUGGACCCCGAACUGGCUCUGGCAUUACGCAUGUCGAUGGAAGAAGAGAAGGCGAGAGUUGAGAAACAGAAUAAGGACAAGGCAGAAGCAGAGGCUAAGGCUGCAUUACCAGAAAUCAAGGAAGAAGAUGAGGCUUCACAACCAUUAUUGAAUAAGGAUGGGGAGGCUAGUGGAUCGAAAGACAAGGAUGGUGAUGACAAAAUGGAUACUGCGUAGAUGGAAGGAGUAUUGCAUUGCGUAUGGCGUUGGGAUGUACCAAUAGAUAUUGCCACGAUGAAGUCAAGGGCUAAGGACUUUAUUCUCAUAUGAGACCUUGUGCUCUGAAGUCAUUGCUUCUGUCUAGUUCUUCUACUUGCUCCUUGCUGUAAGUGCAAGUUCUGACCUUUCUUGGAUGCUUUCCCCGCCAAAUCUGGAAUUACCCAUCCUGUUAUCAUACCACAGUAUCUUCUUGUCUCUCCCAUCCUCUUAUGUUCUU